AGGAACAAUAUGCCCAUUGCCAAGGCUACCGAGCCUCUCUGGCAUGAAUGGGACAGGAAAGCACAGAAAUGUGGAUUAAGACACACGGUCUAUGCUGUAAAUGGGGAUCAGUACACUGGAGAAUGGCUGCACAACUUGAAACACGGUAAAGGCACCCAAGUAUGGAAACGCACUGGAGCUAUUUAUAGCGGUGACUGGAAGUUUGGGAAACGGGAUGGUUAUGGCUCAUACAGCAUUCCUGACCCUGUAACCAAGGAAUACAAGAAAGUGUACACAGGCUGGUGGAAAAAUGACAAAAAAGAUGGCUACGGGGUGACAUUUUACUCCAGUGGAGAACGCUAUGAGGGGGAGUGGAGCAAUGGGCUGCGGAGUGGCUGGGGACGGAUGUACUACCAGAAUGGCUCCAUCUACGAGGGACAGUGGCUGGCAGACCAGCCCAACGGGCAGGGGAUGCUGCGGCUGUCAAAUGAAAAUCGCUAUGAAGGAGGCUGGAAAGAUGGAAAGAAGAAUGGCCCAGGGAAAUUUUUCUACUUGGAAAAGGGACAAUUGUUUGAAGGCAUCUGGGCAGCGGAUAUACCACAAUGUGGAAUUCUGAUUGACUUCGGCAGAGAUGAAGCUCCUGCCCCUACUCCGUAUCCAAUACCAAAGAUCAAACUCGCUGAUCCAGAUGGUGUUUUAACAGAGGCCCAGGCGACGUUUGAUGACAGCCACAAUUAAUAACCAGCUGCUGAAGGAAAAAAAGAUGCAAGAUAAGAGCAUGAUCCUGAGUUAUUUAUUUGAGUCUCACAUUCACGCUGCGGUGUAUUGUGUCGUGGUCUGCCUCACUUUUCUCUCAAGGCUGCCCACGCACGCUUCACUCUACAGGUGGCCUUGCUCAGCGGCCUCCUCCCACCCCCUUAUUUUGGUAAAGAAAGGGAAAAAAGAAGGAAAAAAGAAAACCUACAAGCAACAAAAUGCUGGGAGCCAGGUGCAGGGACCCUUCAUCUGGCUCCUCUGGCUUACUACUCUUGUAAAGAAAUUGCACUCCUGGUGGUUUCAGGGUUUUUGACGUUGCUUGAGAGAAGCAGGAUUCCUAUUACAGGCUCUAAAAGCAAAGACCUAGGAAACUACAGUCAAAUAAUUGUCCCUUCCAUGCCUCCCAACUCAGCCCCACACAUACCCGUGAACCAGGAUAGCUUUUGAAGAUGAACAGACCAUGUUCAAUUUAGUAUUUUUAUUAGUAUGUUACUUGUUCUCUCUGUGCAUUUUCAAUAAUGUGGUACUGCUUCUCCUCCUCAACACCUGGGAACACAGACCGCCAGAUCCUAGCCCAGCUCUGCUCCUUGGUCAGCCCCCACGCUCAAUGGCACCGUGCCGGCUGCUCCAUUCCCACCCAAUGCAAGGCCUGAGCUGUGAGAUGCUGAGCAUCACCCCCAAGACCAAAAUAAGGUGGAAAACAAACUAGAAGAGUAGGUCACAAGCUCACCUGAUUAACACCGCGCUUCCUAGUAUCACUGCCUGCUUAUGGCACCUUUGGUCCCUUGACUCUUCAUGUUUUCUAGGCUGAAAGACAACCUGCUUUUCUAUUUAAGCAAUCAGAAAGAGCAUUAGAGUGGUGCAAAAAUAAUUGCCGUUUCAACUUUAAAGCAGUAUAUCUCAUCUUAAGAUAAAAUUUAUUAAUCAAAAUAAGACUCGUUACAAUCUAUGCAUUUUUGCCAACUAGGAACAAGUCUAGUCAGAAUUCUGGACUCCUGGAACUGAUGAAAUCUUCAAAGGUGUUUCGAGCUACUGCUUGGUUAUGAGAAACGUUCUCUUGCAGCAAGUUGUCAAAAUGCUUGAAAACGUCAUAGCUGUAGGGAGACAGCUCUGGUGAGGGAGCUGGGUGAGCCGGAGUUUAGUAGCCCAGUUCAUGCAGCUUCUGCAGUUACCUGUGAGACAUGAGGUUGGGCAGUGUCCUGGGGAAUUGGUCCUUUGCAACAGACACGUUGCAGUUCUUUGUGCAUUCUGCUGAUUUCCUGGCAACCCUUGACUGAGCUGAUGGUUUUGUCAGGAUUCAAAUUUGUGGCAGGCAAUUCCACUUGCUGACCAACGAACAGUGACUAUGACUACCUUUUGAUGCAGCUUCCUUUGAUGCACACCUAGAGAAGUGUCUUGGUGCUUCACUUUGGACCAGGUCAUUCGGUGCAGCACACCACUGCUUGUCAUCUACAACCUAUUUCUCAUCACGUCACAAUGCAAUCAAAGAAUAGAUUAUUUUUGUUGUGCAGAAGAAACACAGAGCAGUCUUAGUAAGAGCAAUUUUAUUUUCAUUCAGUUUGUGUGGCACUCAUGUGUCGAGCUCUUCUGAUUUUCCAACACAGUGCAAAUAUUGAACAACUGUUGAAUGGUCAACGUUGAGUUCUUCUGCAACAUCUCCAGUAGUUCUGUGUUUGUCUGCUUCAAUAAUGCCCCUCAAUUGCUUGUCGUCCAUCAUCUGGCAUUCACGCCUCUCCUCAUCUCAUCUUCAAUGCUCUUGUUUCUCUUACAAAAUUUCUGGAACCACUGUCGCACUGUACGUUUGCUGAUGAUCCCCUGGCCAAACACCUGGUUGCUAUUGCUGUAGUAUCCACUGCUUUGUGUCCCCUUUUGAACUCAUACAACAAAAUGGCUCAAAUUUGCCUUUUUUCAUCUUUAAUCUGACAGUGUAAUAUAAAAAAAGAACAAACAGUGAAAUCAAAACCAUUAGCUUAAUCAGAGCAAAUUUCAUGCUUUAAAAUGAUGCUACAUGAAUAUGGUUGAAGGAGUUUAAUCCAAAUUAAGCAUCACAGUUUACAAUGACAAAAACGGUCAUUAUUUUUGCACCAACCUAAUAAUACCACAACAUGCUUAGUCCCAAGAGUGAAGGUGCUGAGAGGAGGAAACAUGUCAACAAUGUUAUCUUCCUUAUAACUGCCUGUGUGAACAGGAAAUUUUACCUUCAUAUUAUGACUGAAAUG
Cuculus canorus (common cuckoo) is the source of this 2954-nucleotide messenger RNA. RefSeq names its product MORN repeat containing 3 (gene MORN3). Bases 10 to 717 code for a protein of 235 amino acids. NCBI's taxonomy places the organism in Eukaryota, Metazoa, Chordata, Aves, Cuculiformes, Cuculidae. The transcript has 5 exons. The record is from RefSeq and is a predicted model, not a curated record.